Messenger RNA from Stomoxys calcitrans (stable fly), 1573 nucleotides. RefSeq names its product opsin Rh3. Gene Ontology annotation, molecular function: G protein-coupled receptor activity. Gene Ontology annotation, biological process: G protein-coupled receptor signaling pathway; visual perception. The record is from RefSeq and is a predicted model, not a curated record. The transcript has 5 exons. NCBI's taxonomy places the organism in Eukaryota, Metazoa, Arthropoda, Insecta, Diptera, Muscidae. The coding region runs from base 125 to 1285 and encodes 386 amino acids. Gene Ontology annotation, cellular component: membrane.
CGGCCGAAUCAAUUCGUCUCCCAUGACCAGUAAUAAGUAACAGAAAAGCUUUACAUUAGCAGCGAAAUUUAAAGAAUUUUCAAAACGGCCAAACGGGAAGUGAUUAGUUGGUGCGUCUGAGAAUAUGGAAUAUUACAAUACAAGCUCUCCAGCAGAUACGUAUAGCAAUGUUUCCGUCGUACUAUUUCCUCAAGCCAGAUUAUCUGCUGAAGGCCGCUUAUUGGGCUGGGACGUACCACCAGAUGAAAUACGACACAUUCCCGAACAUUGGCUGCAAUUCCAGGAACCUCCAGAAUCCUUGCACUACCUUUUAGCCAUGUUGUACAUUUUUUUCACCAUAAUGUCGUUGAUCGGCAAUGGCUUAGUCAUUUGGGUUUUCUCAGCGGCCAAAUCAUUAAGGACUCCCUCUAAUAUCUUGGUUAUAAACUUGGCCUUUUGCGAUUUUAUGAUGAUGUCAAAAACUCCGAUCUUCAUUUAUAACAGCUUCAAAAAAGGCUUUGCUCUGGGCAAUUUGGGAUGUCAAAUAUAUGGGAUAAUCGGUUCCUACACAGGUAUAGGUGCGUCGGCCACAAAUGCCUUCAUUGCUUACGAUCGUUACAAUGUAAUCACACGACCUAUGGAGGGCAAGAUGACACAUGGCAAGGCGAUACUGAUGAUAGUCUUCAUUUACAUGUACGCGACUCCCUUCGUUGUGGCGUGUGUUACGGAGAGUUGGGGGAGAUUUGUACCUGAGGGCUUCUUGACAUCAUGCACCUUUGAUUAUUUGACCGACAAUUUUGACACCCGGCUUUUUGUGGGUACCAUCUUCUUCUUCAGCUUCGUUUGCCCUACUGCAAUGAUCAUUUACUACUACAGUCAAAUUGUAGGACAUGUAUUUAGUCACGAAAAGGCACUUAGAGAUCAAGCAAAAAAAAUGAACGUGGAAUCGCUGCGAUCGAAUGUGGAUAAAACCAAAGAUACCGCUGAAAUUCGUAUAGCCAAAGCCGCCAUCACAAUAUGUUUCCUAUUCUUUUUGUCGUGGACGCCGUACGGUGUUAUGUCUUUGAUCGGGGCUUUCGGCGAUAAGAGCCUUUUAACUCCGGGAGUGACUAUGAUACCGGCCUGUACUUGCAAGAUGGUCGCUUGCAUAGAUCCAUUUGUGUAUGCCAUAAGCCAUCCAAAAUACAGGCUUGAACUACAGAAACGUUGUCCCUGGUUGGCAAUCAACGAAAAAGCUCCAGAAACAUCAAGCACAGCAUCAACUACAACGCAGGAACAAGCUUCGCAACAAACCACGUCGGCUUAAAAUCCCGAGGAGACAAAUAUUUUUACUUUGAAACCUACCGCCCCAUUUGACGAAGGCUCGGCUAUGAACACGGAUCUCGAACGUUACACUGCGCAACUGAAUGACCUGGCAAUACUUUAUGAUUAUUCUGAAAUGUAUUAACGAUACAUGGAAAUCGGACAAGGUGGAUGCACUGUUAUCCACCUGCCAAAACACAAUCUACCAAAAAUGUAUUUUUCUUCUUUUGUAGUCAAUGUUUUUUGUUAAUAAAAAGAAAAUUAGUAUUUACAGCAUGCAAUUACCAGAAAA